Molecule: messenger RNA, 3075 nt
Organism: Megalobrama amblycephala (Wuchang bream)
Lineage: Eukaryota; Metazoa; Chordata; Actinopteri; Cypriniformes; Xenocyprididae
Product: tripartite motif-containing protein 16-like
Exons: 8
Coding region: 158-2122 (654 amino acids)
Molecular function (GO): zinc ion binding; protein binding
Source: RefSeq, a predicted model, not a curated record
AUGCUGGAUCACAAAAGACAAUAAACACCAUUGACUGCUUUAUAGACAGUCACUCAAACACAGAACCAGGAAACAUGAAUCACAUGACUUCAGAGAAACUGAAACUGAAGUGUAGUUGAGCUGUUGUGUGUUUGUGUCUCUGUGUUCAUGCUGUAAAAUGGCAGAAGCCAGAAUAUCUCAGGAGGAGUUCAUGUGUUCAGUGUGUCUGGAUCUCCUGAAGGAUCCAGUGGCCAUUCCCUGUGGACACAGUUACUGUAAGAUCUGUAUUACAGGCUGCUGGGAUCAGGAGGAUGAGAUGAGAGUCUACAGCUGUCCUCAGUGCAGACAGACCUUCAGUCCAAGACCUGCUUUAGCUAAAAACACCAUUCUGGCUGAAAUAGUGGAGAAACUGAAGAGGACUAAACUUCCUACUGACUGUUACGCUGGAGCUGGAGAUGUGCAGUGUGACGUCUGUACUGGAAGAAAACACAAAGCCGUCAAGUCCUGUCUGGUGUGUCUGAACUCUUACUGUCAGAAUCACCUUGAACAACAUGAGAGUUUCUUUAAAGGAAAGAGACACAAUCUGACUGAAGCCACUGGACGACUGCAGGAGAUGAUCUGCCCGAAACACGACAAGAUCCUUGAGCUUUUCUGCCGCACUGAUCAGGAGUGUAUAUGUGUGCUGUGUAUGGAUGAACAUAAAAACCACGACACUGUAUCAGCUGCAGCACAGAGGACAGAGAAACAGCACCAGCUGAAGGAGACGCAGAGGUUGUUCCAGCAGAGGAUCCAGCAGAGAGAGAAAGAUCUUCAGCAGCUGAGAGAGGCUGUGGAGUCUCAUAAGCGCUCUGCACAGACAGCAGUGGAGGACAGUGAGAGGAUCUUCACUGAGCUCAUCCGCUCCAUUGAGAGAAGCCGCUCUGAGGCCACACAGCGGAUCAGAGAUCAGGAAAAGACUGCAGUGAGUCGAGCUGAAGGACGACUGGAGCGACUGGAGCAGGAGAUCAAUGAUCUGAGGAGGAGAGACGCUGAGCUGGAGCAGCUUUCACACACACAGGAUCACAUCCAUUUCCUGCAGCACCAGCUGAAGGAGACGCAGAGGUGGUUCCAGCAGAGGAUCCAGCAGAGAGAGAAAGAUCUUCAGCAGCUGAGAGAGGCUGUGGAGUCUCAUAAGCGCUCUGCACAGACAGCAGUGGAGGACAGUGAGAGGAUCUUCACUGAGCUCAUCCGCUCCAUUGAGAGAAGCCGCUCUGAGGCCACACAGCGGAUCAGAGAUCAGGAAAAGACUGCAGUGAGUCGAGCUGAAGGACGACUGGAGCGACUGGAGCAGGAGAUCAAUGAUCUGAGGAGGAGAGACGCUGAGCUGGAGCAGCUUUCACACACACAGGAUCACAUCCAUUUCCUGCAGAGUUUCCAGUCUCUCUCAGCUCCUCCUGAAUCUACAGACGUAAAUGACGAUCUCUUCAUUUCUCUUCCCUCUUUUGAUGUUGUGAGAGAAUCUGUCCUUCAGCUGAGAGACAAACUGGAGGAUUUCUGCAAAGAGGAGCUGAAGAAGAUCUCUGACAGAGUCACUUUCACCAACAUUGUUCCCAGAACCAGGAACGACUUCCUACAAUAUUCCCAUCAGCUCAAUCUGGAUCUGAACACAGUGAAUAAACACCUCCGUCUGUCUGAGAGGAACAGAGUGAUUACUGGCACUGGCAUUUUCACAGUCCAGCCGUAUCCUGAUCAUCCAGACAGAUUUGAUGUGUAUCCUCAGGUGUUGUGUAGAGAGAGUGUGUGUGGAUGCUGUUACUGGGAGAUUGAGUGGAGUGGGAAUAAUGUGCGUAUAUCAGUGUCAUAUAAGAGCAUCAGCAGGAAGGGAGGGGUAGAGUGUGGGUUUGGACAUAAUGAUCAGUCCUGGAGUUUGUUCUGCUCUUCCUCCAGUUACUCAUUCAGACACAAUAAGAUAGAGACUGAACUCCCAGUAAAGUCCAUCAGCAGUAGAAUAGGAGUGUAUGUGGAUCACAGUGCAGGAACUCUGUCCUUCUACAGCAUCUCUGGAGACACAAUGAGCCUCAUCCACACAGUCCAGACCACAUUCACUCAACCGCUCUAUCCUGGGUUUUGGGUUGGUAUUAAAUCAACAGUGAAACUGUGUUGAUGAAUCAGAAUAGACUGUAGAGAGACUCUACCCAUAAUGCUUUGAGCUCAUGAUGAAUCAGUAACAGUGAGAUGUUAUAGAGUCUCUUAUUUUCUCUUCAUUACAUUAAUACUACAGCUGAACUUCUGUCAGUGAAAUAACAUGAAGAAUAAAUGUGUGUAAUGAAUCCUCAGAUAGACAGUGAGAUCAGUGUGUGGGUGGGUGGGUGUGUGUGUGUGUUUCUCAAGUUUCUCUAUUUGUGUUGAUGGAAAUCAGUAAUUCAGUUCUUAUUGUAGUGUCACAUUAAUCACUUUUAUUAUUACAAUUAAAAUGACCGUUUAAUUGAAAUGAUCACACACAGGAUUCAUUAAAAUGUUAUUAAAAUAUAAAAAAAUGUAAUUUGUUGUAAAAUUGAUAAAUGUCAAUUUAUUAAUGAAUGUACAAUAUAUUAAAAGGUGUGUAUUUUCAACCCAUCUUCUUGUAUUCUAUAAUAAAUUGAAAAUCAUAUUUUGUUCUAUUCAUGUUCCUGGUAAUGUCUGUAUUUGGGAUCUGGGAAGCGACUGAGAGUCUGACUCGUGUCAGGAAUACAGUAACUGUGUUUUGUACUUAAUUAAUUUGCUCAAACAACUAAAUUCAUCAUAACUGUGUAAGAUAUGUAAAGAAAACUGUCUAAGUAGGAUAUUCUGCUGUUAAAACAUUUAUUUACUCUUCUAGCUUCCCAUGACAGCCGAAGGUCACUGGGGUCACUCAGACCUGAAUCCUACAUGACCACAUGAUCACAGUUAAAGCAUUUACUUUACACUUCAUCUUCAGUGACUAGAGAAUAAUGAAGAAUAUCGUCUGAACCUCUUUGUAAUGAUGAUUCAACAGAGUGAGGAUCCAUUUGCAGUUUAUUGAAGUAGGAAACACAAUAAUGGAAAGGACGAGGCAGAAGCGGGAACAGGGACAGGCAAGGAUCAGGGCAGGAAUCAAAC